Fulmarus glacialis (Northern fulmar) is the source of this 437-nucleotide messenger RNA. Its product is annotated as hepatic leukemia factor. Gene Ontology annotation, biological process: regulation of transcription by RNA polymerase II. The transcript is spliced from 2 exons. Gene Ontology annotation, cellular component: nucleus. Gene Ontology annotation, molecular function: RNA polymerase II cis-regulatory region sequence-specific DNA binding; DNA-binding transcription factor activity, RNA polymerase II-specific. The record is from RefSeq and is a predicted model, not a curated record. NCBI's taxonomy places the organism in Eukaryota, Metazoa, Chordata, Aves, Procellariiformes, Procellariidae. The annotation marks the transcript as partial.
GUCAGAUCUUGCCAGCAAACCGAAACACACCAAGUCCCAUUGAUCCUGAGACUAUCCAAGUUCCUGUUGGCUAUGAACCUGACCCUGCAGAUCUUGCUCUUUCCAGUAUUCCUGGCCAGGAGAUGUUUGACCCUCGUAAGCGCAAAUUCUCUGAAGAAGAGCUGAAACCACAGCCGAUGAUUAAGAAAGCUCGCAAAGUCUUCAUUCCAGAUGACCUGAAGGAUGACAAAUACUGGGCAAGGCGUAGAAAGAACAACAUGGCUGCUAAGCGAUCGAGGGAUGCCCGCCGGCUGAAGGAGAACCAGAUCGCCAUCCGCGCCUCGUUUCUGGAGAAGGAGAACUCGGCUCUCCGCCAAGAGGUGGCCGACUUACGGAAAGAGCUGGGCAAAUGCAAGAAUGUCCUUGCAAAGUACGAAGCUCGACACGGCCCCCUGUAA